UAAGCCUAAAGAGCGCGUUACAUGGAGUGUGCGUAACUUGACACGUUUGCAAAUGGCAAACGAGAAGGCGUUUAAUGUUCAGUCUGCUUAUUCAGAUCUCAACAAGGCUUGUAGUGCUCAAGCGUACGAUAAGAUUAUAAAUAUCUCUGGGAAAAUUCUUACAAAGUAUCCUGGUGAGACUAAAGCUUUCCUGUGCAAGGUUGUUGCCCUUAUUCGAACCGAGAAAUACGAAGAUUGUUUGAGUUUCUUGAAAAAAAACCCAACACUAUCUAGUCAUGUCAUCUUUGAGAAAGCUUACGUUGAAUAUAGACUUAAUCGUCUCACUGAAGCCGCAAAAACUCUUGAAUCAGCCGAGGCAAACGAUCCAAAAGCUCAGGAACUAAAAGCGCAAGUGUUGUACAGGAAAGGUGAUUUUGCUGCUGCAUACGCCUACCUACGGUCAGUGAUUCGAAAUUCUCAAGUUAGUAAUACACCUAAUUCGUUAUUCUCUUCUAGGAUGAUUAUAGUGAAGAACGGCUCGCGAAUCUAACGGCGGUGGCUGCUGCUGAAUCAUGCUUUAAUAACACUAAUCUGGUAAGGAUAGAUUUUUUAUAAUCGUUAUUUUUUAAAGGACCUAGAUGUUAACCCCCAAAUGUAUGAAGGAAAGUUUAAUCUGGCAUGUUAUCAUCUUGGACGUGGUGACUGUCAUCUGGCAUCCAGAUUGUUAGAUGAUGCUGAAAAUACUUGUAAUCUGUGUCUCUCUGAAGACCCGGAAUUAACUGAAGAGGAGAAGAAUGAAGAGUUAGCUCCUAUAAGAGUUCAGCGAGCUUAUAUUUUGCAGAUCAAUAAGGAAGAAGAAGAAGCGAACCAGGUGUAUCAAUCAGUCAUUCGACAAAGAGCUUCAGAUACUGCUCUUCUAGCAGUGGCUGCUAACAAUAUUGUCUGUAUCAAUCAAGAUCAAAAUAUAUUCGACAGCCGUAAACGUAUUAAGAUGGCUUCUACAGAUGGUUUACAAUUUAAGCUUUUUUCUCGCCAACGUACUGAUAUGCUUAUCAACCAAGCUUUGUUUUACUGGUACACGAAUCAAAUGGAAGCUUGUACCGCAAAGCUACGUACAGUUUUACAAGAGGAGUUAAGUCCACGAGCUUUGCUUUUAUCGGCUGCUCAGUUAAUUAAAGAGAAAAAUAUUGAUAAAGCAGUUUUACUCUUGGAAAGUUAUUUGUCCAAUGUUACUGGUAAUCAGGUAGAUGCAGAAAUCCCUUUAGCUUUGGCUCAAAUAAAUCUUCGCCGAAUAUCUGCAAAUCAUUUGGGAACCGGUAGUCCGCAACCUAAAAAUGCAUUAAAUGUAGCCCAAAUGCUUGAAAACAUUCUUCCCCAGCACUUAAUUCAUUCUCCCGGUGUUUUGUCAACACGGAUCGCUUUAUAUCUUUUAGCGAGCUCUGGUGAAAAUGCUGUACAAACACGUCCCGAUAGCAUGAAACAAAUAGUCAAUUGUAUUGAAUCAACCCUUCAUUAUUAUGAAGAGUUAGGAGAACAGAAUGAAACUUAUUCCCAUUUGUUGGAUAAUUGUGCUGGAUUUCUUCUGCAACAAGGUGAGGCAAAACUUGCGGCUGAAAUUCUUGAAAAACAGUUAGCCCGACUUGAAUCAAACGUUUCUCAAGAAAAACAAAAUAGUUUAAUCAAACAAGUACUGGUAGCUCGUUUGGUACGUGCCUACGCACAGUUUGAUCGUCCUAAAGCCGAACAAACCUGUAAAUCAUUACAAGCUAAAGAAUCCCUCUCAGAGGCUGAUGUAGAUACUUUGGAAACUACAUUUUUAUAUGGAGCAAAGUCUUUAAAACGGCUUGGCAAACCCAGUGAGCCAACGGAUAUUUCAGACAAGGGCAAGUCAAAACGAAACCAAAUAAAAAAAAACAUUUCUAAUACUCCUUCCUCAGAUCCUGGUGUGCAGCAGGUUACUUCGCGUUCUAAGCGUAAAAAGAAGAGGAUUCGCCUGCCAAAGAAUUAUCAGCCAGGAGUUAUGCCUGAUCCUAAUCGUUGGUUACCCCGACGAGAACGUACUCACUAUCGUGGCAAACGUCGUGACAAGCGAUUUGCUCCUACACGCGGUCCUCAGGGUCAAAUAACUGGAGAAAGUGAAUGGGAUGCUGCUAUACGUAGUCCUAAAGUCAAAGUUCAUGAAGACGGUUCAGCAGGAUCUACUCCUAAACAAAUGUCUAAUACAGCUAAACAGCAACAAAAGAAAGGUCGUAAGAAAGGCCGAUAAUAUUACCAAGACUAAAUAAAACAACAGAAUAUCUAAUUAAUCUGUAAUUUUUUGAUCGUGUAAUAUAUAUAUAAUGUAUUGUGCAUCUAUGUACAUGUUAUUUGUACUGUAAUAUUUCUUUUUGGUUCAAAUUCUGGAAACAUUUGUAUGUAUACCUAGUGAAAUAUAUUUGUUUUUAUUAGAUAAUUCCGUUUGACAGUAUAUUCUUAAUAAUUAAAGCAUCAUUUUAAUGGGUUACAACCUUUAAUUUCUUAUCAUUUAUUUAAUAUUCAUUAUAAGUGUAGUGUUUGUUAGUCUUUUUCAUUACACUUGUUCUUGGAAGGUUAUUUCUUUUUUUUCUUCUUCAUUGUAUCACUACAUAUUUAUUUGGUCUUUAUGAAUUAUAUUUUUAUUUGGUAUUCAUGAAUAAGAAUUAACGGUGUUACCACUUCCUAAUAUUGUUAAAUAUGUGUUUCUUCUAUUUAAAAUUAUGGUUUACCUCUAAAAUAAUGUCGAGAAGAAAAAAAGUAUUUCUGUGUACAUCUACGUUAGAGCGUAAACACAGUGAUAUUAUCUUGUUAGAAUAAUGGUAUACGAGAAAUGUGACUAUAUUUUAAGUAAUCAAAAAUAAAUACUGAUUGUCUGGG
Molecule: messenger RNA, 2871 nt
Organism: Schistosoma haematobium
Lineage: Eukaryota; Metazoa; Platyhelminthes; Trematoda; Strigeidida; Schistosomatidae
Gene: SRP72
Product: Signal recognition particle core component
Exons: 12
Coding region: 632-2245 (537 amino acids)
Biological process (GO): SRP-dependent cotranslational protein targeting to membrane
Cellular component (GO): signal recognition particle, endoplasmic reticulum targeting
Molecular function (GO): ribosome binding; protein binding; 7S RNA binding
Source: RefSeq, a predicted model, not a curated record